ACCGAAGCUGACAGCUCAGGCUGCAUCUCUGCACGGCAGAAAUCUGCCGCCGACCAAGAGAAGUUUGUAAGAAAAGGAAAAGGAAGAGAAAAAAUAGACACUACAGUGGAAAAGGAGGAGAUAACCUGGCACAGCUUCAAAUGACUUCUUUGGAAGAAUGAUAGAAGUAGCUGUGGGCUCCCUGCCAUCCAACAUGUCUUUAGAGGAGAGUGCUGUAAGAGACAUGGCUGAGAGUGAGACGGAUUGCUCUGAGGGACUGGAUGAGGUUGUCUUGGGGCGCAUUGCCAACCUACCUCUGGACCCAUUCCCACCCAGGGACUUCAGAGGGAAGUUUAAAAAGAUGCGCCAUAAGAAGAGGCCCACCAUUCUUGAAACUUCGCCCGUGGGGAACGGAUACAUUAAACCCCCCAUCCCUCCAGUCUGCUGUCCUCAGGGAGAGAAGGGUCCCCCAGCCAUGAUGCCCAUCAGCAUUGACCCGGAGAGCAAGCCGGGCGAGUACGUCCUCAAGAGCCUUUUCGCCAACUUCACCACCAUGUCGGAGCGCAAGAUCCGCAUCAUCAUGGCUGAGCCACUGGAAAAGCCAUUAACUAAGUCACUGCAGAGGGGAGAAGAUCCUCAGUUUGACCAGCUGAUAAGCACCAUGAGCUCUUUGGCUGAGUACUGUCUACCCUCCAUCCUGCGCACGUUGUUUGACUGGUACAAAAGACAAAAUGGACUAGAGGAGGAGUUGCACGAGUACCGGCCCAGAGCCAACACCAAGUCCAAAAACGAUGAGCAGCAGAGAGAUUAUCUACUUGAACGGAGGGAUUUGGCCAUCGACUUCAUCUUCUCUCUUGUGCUCAUAGAAGUUUUGAAACAGAUGCCGCUCCACCCAGUCCUCGACAGUUUGGUCAAUGAAGUCAUUAACUUAGCAUUUAAGCACUUUAGAUACAAAGAAGGGUAUCAUGGUCCCAACACUGGCAACAUGCACACUGUAGCAGACCUCUAUGCUGAAAUCAUAGGAGUAUUAGCCCAGUCCAAGUUUCCUGCUGUGAAGAAGAAGUUCAUGACUGAGCUAAAGGAGUUGCGACAGAAAGAGCAAAGUCCAUAUGUCGUGCAGAGUACUAUUAGCCUCAUCAUGGGGGUCAAGUUCUUCCGAGUUAAGAUGUAUCCUGUCGAGGAUUUUGAAGCCUCUUUUCAGUUCAUGCAGGAGUGUGCCCAGUAUUUCCUGGAAGUCAAGGACAAGGACAUUAAGCACGCCUUGGCUGGUCUUUUUGUUGAAAUUUUGGUUCCUGUGGCAGCAGCCGUGAAGAACGAGGUGAAUGUACCAUGCCUGAGGAACUUUGUGGACAGCUUGUACGACACAACCCUGGACCUGUCCUCCAGAAAGAAGCACUCACUGGCCUUUUACCCCUUGGUGACGUGCCUGCUGUGUGUCAGCCAGAAACAGUUCUUCCUCAACAGAUGGCAUGUCUUCCUCAACAACUGCCUUUCAAAUCUGAAGAGCAGAGACCCUAAAAUGGCUCGUGUUGCAUUAGAGUCCCUCUAUCGGCUGCUGUGGGUCUACAUGAUCAGGAUCAAGUGUGAGAGCAACACUGCAACACAGGGUCGCCUCAACACCAUAAUCACAACACUUUUCCCCAAAGGAUCUCGCAGUGUGGUACCAAGAGACAUGCCUCUCAAUAUCUUUGUCAAAAUCAUCCAGUUUAUUGCACAGGAAAGGCUUGAUUUUGCCAUGAAAGAGAUUAUCUUUGACCUUCUUUGUGUUGGGAAACCUGCAAAAGCCUUUAGUCUUAAUCCAGAGAGAAUGAAUAUUGGUCUGAGAGCAUUCCUGGUCAUAGCUGAUAAACUGCAGCAGAAGGACGGCGAGCCCCCCAUGCCUAACACUGGUUGCACUUUACCCUCUGGAAAUACACUCCGAGUGAAGAAAACAUACUUGAGCAAAACGCUGACAGAUGAGGAGGCCAAAGUCAUUGGCAUGUCACAGUAUUACUUCCAUGUGCGGAAGGCUAUUGACAACAUCCUCAGACACCUUGACAAGGAGGUGGGCCGGUGCAUGAUGAUGACUAAUGCUCAGAUGUUGAACAAAGAGCCUGAGGACAUGAUCACAGGUGAAAGGAAGCCCAAGAUUGACUUGUUCAGGACGUGUGUCGCUGCCAUUCCUCGCAUCCUGCCUGAUGGGAUGUCCAAGCCUGAGCUCAUAGACCUGCUCUCUCGGUUGACAAUCCACAUGGACGACGAGCUGCGACUGAUAGCCCAGAAUUCCCUGCAAAGUCUGCUGGUUGAUUUCUCUGACUGGCGUGACGACGUUCUGUUUGGAUUCACUAACUUCCUGUUACGUGAGGUCCAAGACACUCACCAGGGACUGUUAGACACGUCCCUGAAAUUACUGCUGCAGCUGCUCACACAGUGGAAAAUAACCCUAGCUGCCCCAGGGAAGAGCUAUGACACAGCUAAAGUACACACUGCGGAGCUGUUGCAGACCAGCUCAAGUCUUAAGAUACCUGCAGAGCGCGGCCCUCACUCCACUGUCCUGCACGCCGUGGAGGGACUGGUGCUCGUCCUGCUCUGCUCCUGUCAACUGAGCACCCGCAGACUUGCCAUUGCCAUACUGAAAGAAAUAAGAAGUCUGUUUAUGACCAUCGGGCAGUCAGAGGAUGAUGAUAAACCAAUGAUAGAGAUCAUGGACCAGCUCAGCCCUGUGAUCCUGGAGAGUUUCGUCAACGUUGCAGUCUCUGACGCAGCCGUUCUGCCAGCUGGUCACCACAUGGACCUUCAGUGGCUCGUGGAGUGGAACGCACUGCUUGUAAACAGUCAUUAUGACAUCAGGAGCCCCUCGCAUGUGUGGAUCUUUGCCCAGUCUGUGAAGGACCCCUGGGUUCUGUGUGUAUACAGCCUGCUCCGACAGGACAACCUGCCCAAGUACUGCCCCACAGCUCUCAGCUACGCCUGGCCCUACGCCUUCACUCGAAUGCAGAUGCUCAUGCCCCUGGUAGACCCAAACAACCCAGUGUAUGCGAAGAAGACCAGCACGUCUGGCAGCGGGGACAAUUACGUAACCCUGUGGAGAAACUAUCUGAUCCUUUGCUUUGGGGUGGCCAAGCCCAGUAUCAUGAGCCCCGGCCAUCUGAGAGCAUCGACACCUGAGAUCACAGCCGCCACACCCGACAGUGGUGUCAGCUACGAUAACAAGGUUAUCGGGAGCCCAUCUGUGGCUUGGCUUCUGAAGCAGUUGGUGCCACUGAUGAGGGCAGAGAGCAUUGAGCUGACAGAGUCGUUAGUUUUGGGCUUUGGUCGCACCAAUUCCCUUGUAUUCAGGGAACUUGUGGAAGAGCUACAUCCCCUAAUGAAAGAAGCGUUAGAAAGAAGACCAGAGAACAAGAAGCGUCGUGAGCGACGAGACCUGCUGAGACUGCAGCUGCUGCGGAUCUUUGAGCUGCUGGCUGAUGCAGGUGUCAUCAGUGACAGUACAAAUGGAGCUCUGGAACGUGACACCCUUGCUCUGGGCGCUCUGUUCCUGGAGUAUGUGGAUCUAACCCGGAUGCUCCUGGAAGCUGAGAAUGACAAAGAUGCAGAGAUCCUCAAGGACAUUCGAGCUCACUUCAGCGCCAUGGUGGCCAACCUCAUCCAAUGUGUUCCAGUGCACCACAGGCGCUUCCUGUUUCCCCAGCAGAGCCUGCGGCAUCACCUCUUCAUCCUCUUCAGUCAGUGGGCCGGUCCUUUCAGCAUCAUGUUCACCCCUCUGGACCGCUACAGUGACAGGAAUCACCAGAUCACAAGAUAUCAAUAUUGUGCCCUAAAGGCCAUGUCUGCUGUGCUGUGCUGCGGGCCUGUGUUUGAUAACGUUGGCCUCUCUCCAGACGGAUACCUCUAUAAGUGGCUGGAUAAUAUACUCGCCUGCCAGGAUCAGCGGGUCCACCAGCUUGGCUGUGAAGUUGUCAUCCUGCUCCUGGAGCUCAAUGCCGACCAGGUCAACCUGUUCAACUGGGCAGUGGAUCGCUGCUACACAGGCUCCUAUCAGCUCGCCUCAGGGUGCUUCAGAGCCAUCGCAACAGUCUGUGGCAGCAGCAGAAACUACCCAAGUGACAUCGUAACACUGCUGAAUCUGGUCCUCUUCAAAGCAUCAGACACAAACAGAGAAAUCUAUGAGAUUUCAAUGCAGCUAAUGCAGAUUCUUGAAGCCAAGUUGUUUGUGUACUCCAAGAAGAUUGCAGAGCAGAAGCCAAACAGCAUCCUCUAUGGCACCCAUGGUCCACUGCCACCUCUCUACAGCGUCUCCCUGCCUCAGCUCUCCAGCCAGCUGGCCAGGAUGUACCCUGAACUCACACUUCCUCUCUUCUCAGAGGUUAGCCAGAGAUUCCCCACCACUCAUCCCAAUGGGAGGCAGAUCAUGCUAACCUACCUCCUGCCCUGGCUCGGUAACAUCGAGCUGGUGGAUAGCGGCCUGCUGCUCCCGGUCUUCACACCAUGCACCUCAGACUAUGAUACUUCUAUCCGGACGACCAGCACGGGUUCAUCCCAUCAACUGAAGGGCACUGGCUGGGGAUCCUUACAGGCUACCUCUAUGGUUCUCAAUAAUCUCAUGUUCAUGACUGCCAAGUAUGGAGAUGACCUGCCUGGACAGGAGAUGGAAAACGCCUGGAAUGCUUUAGUCAGUAAUGAGAAGUGGAGCAACAAUCUGAGAACGGCACUGCAGUUUCUCAUCAGCUUAUGUGGUGUCAGCAGCGACACCACCCUCCUGCCAUAUAUCAAGAAGGUGGUGAUCUAUCUGUGCCGGAACAACACCAUGCAAACCAUGGAGGAGUUGAUAUUUGAGUUACAACAAACAGACCCGGUCAACCCUGUGGUGCAGCACUGUGAUAGCCCCCCUUUCUAUCGCUUCACUGCCACGAGCAAGGCCUCCACAGCAGCUUCAGGCACCACAUCGAGCAGCAAUACUGUUGUUGCAGGCCAGGAGAGCUUUCCUGACACAGAUGAUACCAAGACUGUGAAGGAAAAUGAGGAGAGGCUAAGCCACAUAAUGAGAGCGCACAACCGCCUGGAGUCACGCUACAGCAACAGCUCCGGAGGAUCUUAUGAUGAAGAUAAGAGUGAACCACUGCCUCCCUAUGCUGACUGGCUGAUGGUUGUCAUUGAGACCAAUCACCCCCAUCCUCUGCCCAUGCCUCUGAAUGGAGGAUGUUGGGCUCCGCUGGUGGACUUUUUGCCAGAGACCAUCACUCCCAGAGGACCACUGCACAGGUGUAACAUAGCAGUGAUCUUCAUGACAGAGAUGGUGGUGGACCACAGUGUGAGAGAGGACUGGGCCAUGCACUUGCCUUUACUGCUGCAUGCCUUGUUUUUGGGUAUGGAUCACUACCGUCCAGAGGUGUUUGAGCACAGCAAACGUCUCCUCCUCCACCUCCUCAUCACGUUGUCCUGCAACAACAACUUCCAGGCCAUUGCCUCAGUCUUACUGCAGACACGUGAGAUCAACGGCACCAAGACCCUCACCUGCAAGCAAAGUCUUCAGCCGGAGUAUUUACCUUCAGGAGGAUGUUUUGACUUCCUGCGGGAGUGUCAGGCGUCUCCUGUGCCAGACUCUGGCCUGAGUUCUUCUUCCACAUCGUCCAGUUUGAGUCUGGGAGGCAGCAGCAACAACCUGCCGGAGAUCUCACAUGAGGUGGAGGAGCUGGUGGCUUCCAAUAAAAUGGACGAGAAGACUAACAAGCUCAUUGAGUUUUUAACCACAAGAGCAUAUGGACCACUGUGGUGCCAUGAAGACAUUUCAUCAAAGAACCAAACUUCAAAAAGUACUGGGCAGCUGACAAACUUUCUGCGACAUGUGGUGUCUGUGUUCAAAGACUCCAAGUCAGAUUAUCACCUGGAGCAGCAGCUCAGUGACGUGGCGCUGCAGACGGCCUUGUGCAGUUCCUCACGUCACUACGCUGGCCGUUCCUUCCAGGUGUUUCGAGCCCUCCGCCAGCCCAUCUCUGCCCACGCUGUCUCCGACCUGCUGUCAAGGCUAGUGGAAGUCGUCGGUGAACAUGGAGAAGAAGUGCAGGGCUAUGUGAUGGAGGUGCUACUUACACUGGAAUCUGUGGUGGAUAACUUGGCUGAAUGUCUCAAGAACAAUGAUCUCAUGGCUAUCAUGACGAGAGCCUCGUCUCCAGAUUUCCUCACCAGUAUCAAGCUGCUGUCCAACAGGAAGAGCACAGGGCAGCUCAAUCUUAGAAGAGAAGAAAGGAGCCGACAUCAGAGGAGCUCCUCUGUCCCCAAGAAGUUUGGAGAGGCAGACAGGUGGUCUGAUCCACCCCGCAGCGCUACACUGGACCGCAUCCAAGCCUGUGAACAGCAGGCUUUGUUAGCCAAAACACGCAGCUCGUCCUCAUCUAAAGACAACAUCAAUGACCCAACCAACAUCAACCAUCCCAGCAACCUGCUGGCCACCAUCUUUUGGGUGGCAGUGUCACUGAUGGAGUCGGACUUUGAAUUUGAGUAUCAGAUGUCUUUGAGACUGUUGAAUAAGCUGCUGGGCCACAUGUCGCUCGACAAACAGGAAAACAGGGAGAAGCUGGAGAAACUGCAGAGCCAGCUACAGUGGAGCAGCUUUACUGGGCUCCAGCAGCUGCUGCUGAAGGGCUUCACCUCCGUGUCCACCACUGACCUCACGCUCCAGCUCUUCUGCCAACUCACAUCUGUAUCACGAGUGCCUGUAGUGGACACGUCACAAGCCAUAGGUUUCCCUUUGAAUGUUCUCUGCCUGCUCCCACAUCUUGUGCAGAACUUUGACUGCCCCACACAGUUCUGUCAAGAUGUAGCUGAGAAGAUAGCCCAGGUAUGCCUUGAGGAGAAGAACGCCAAGCUCGCCAACCUUGCUCACGUCAUGACUCUGUACAAAACGCACUCCUACACACGAGACUGCUUUUCUUGGGUCAAUGUGGUGUGUCGAUAUCUUCAUGAAGCUUUCUCGGAUAUCACCCUCAACCUGGUCACGUACAUGGCAGAGCUUUUGGAGAAGGGUCUCCCCAGUAUGCAGCAGACCCUUUUACAAAUCAUCUACAGCCUCCUGAGUCACAUGGACCUGAGUGGUAUUCAAGCCAAACCCUUCAACAUGGAGGUGCUGAAGACAAUUGAGAAAUUUGUCCAGACUGCCCAUUGGGGGGAAGCAUUGAAUAUCCUGAAGCUGGUGGUUUCUCGAUCAGCCAGUUUGGUGCAGCCUUCAUUCCCACAGAGUGACCUCUCCUAUGAGGACAUCAGCCGUGUUUGGGACCGCUCCUCCAAGGCCUUGCCUGGGAAAACGCUGGAUUUCCACUUUGACAUAUCCGAGACGCCUGUGAUUGGCCGGCGUUACGAUGACCUGCAGCGCUCUCCAGGCCAAGAUGUGAAGAGCAGGACCACAGCAGUGACCCGUAGCACCUCCUCUACCUCCUCUGGAUCCACUUCCAACAACGUCCUGGUGCCAGUCAGCUGGAAGAGGCCUCAGUCUUCACAGAAAAGAACACGGGAAAAACUGGUGAAUGUGUUGUCUUUAUGUGGACAAGAAGUGGGGCUCACAAAAAAUCCUUCAGUGAUCUUCUCCAGCUGUGGGGAGCUGGACCUCAUGGAGCACCAGCCUAGCCUGGUUUCCUCCGAUGAUGGGACCCGGGAACCAGACAACACAGACGACACCACCUCAGAGCAGCAGUUCAGAGUUUUUAGAGACUUUGACUUCCUGGAUGUGGAGCUUGAAGAUGGAGAGGGAGAGACUAUGGACAACUUCAACUGGGGUGUGCGCAGACGCUCCAUGGACAGUCUGGACCGGAGUGACCUGCAGCCCCUGGAGGAGAGUCAGCUGUCCAGCAGCAUGCCCAGCCUCAGCAAGAUCACCCAUGAAGACUCAGACGAGUCGUCUGAGGAAGAUUCCCUCAUCGCCAGCCAGAUACUCUCCCACUCACAGCUUAUGGUCAAUCUCUCUCCAACAGCAGAGACCAAUAACAGGGACUCUCCCUCCACCUUUUUUGAUACAACUUCAGCUGAUUCAACUCCCCUGAACACCAAAAAUCCCAGUUUCGAGGUCCAACUGCCAGAGGACUCGAAGCAGCGGCAUGAUGUGUCGCAAGAAGAUGAAGACGCAAAUGUCCAUGAGGAUGACGUCUCUCUCUCCAUCAGUGAACUGCCCCUUGAAUUUCACUGUGGUGACAGUUUGACAAUGGACAUGGUUCAUGUUGAUUACAAGGGAGAACUGGACCUUGACAGCUGCUUACCCAGUCUGGCCGAGGAGGAAAGAGACGACCUACUUGAGUCCCGUUCUUCGCCGCCACCAUCGCCCUUCUUCUCGGCCAUCCUCGCAGCUUUCCAGCCAGCAGUGUGCGAUGAUGCAGAGGAAGCUUGGCGAAGUCACAUCAACCAGCUUGUGUCUGACUCAGAUGGAUCCUGUGCCGUUUACACUUUUCAUGUGUUUUCCUCACUGUUCCAGAACAUCCAGACCAAAUUUUGUUCCUUAACCUGUGACGCUGUGAGUUACCUCGGAGAUGGCCUGAGAGGACUGGGAUCAAAGCUUUUGAGGUCUUCGCAGAUGCUGACGUCAUGCUCAGAGUGCCCAACGCUAUUUAUCGAUGCAGACACAAUUAUGUCUUAUGGAUUCCUGGAAAAAAUGAAAUUCAGUGUGUUGGAACUUCAAGAGUAUCUUGACACUUACAACAACCGAAAGGAGGCAGCUCUCACUUGGUUGAACAACUGUAAGGCCACCUUUCCCCGGAGUGCUGGGGGCACCGUGAUAACAUGUCAACCAGCAGAUCAUGAGGACAAGCAACUGGAGCUCUGUCAAAGACUGUACAAACUCCACUUUCAGCUGUUGCUGCUUUUUCAGUCCUACUGUAAGCUGAUUGAACAGGUCCAUGUAAUAAGCUCUAUUCCCGAGCUGACAAACAUGUCCAGAGAGCUAAAUGAGUUGAAGAGCAACCUGAGAGUAGCAGCAGCCUUGGUGACAAAUGAUGAGACUGCUGCCCAUGAGAGCUCCAGCUCUGAGCCCACCUUCAGCUCCUCUGAGACUGCUGUGCAGGCCAUCCUUGAGUGUCUCAAGAACAGCGAGUUUCCGAUGGCCAUCCGCAACAUUCGUGAGUGCAGAACAAAGUGGCCUAAUGACAUCUUUGGUAGCCACUCAGAGGAUGAGGUCCAGACCUUACUUAACAUCUACUUCAGACAUCAAACCUUGGGUCAGACAGGAACUUUUGCUCUGGUGGGCUCAAAACAGGACCUGACCGAAAUCUCUGUCAAGUUGAUGGAACUUAACGGUGAGAUUCGGGACAUGAUCCGACGAGCCCAAGGCUACCGAGCUAUCACAGCUUUCCUCCCAGACUCCAGGGUUUCAGGCUCGACUCUUUGAUGGCGGUCUGGCAGCGUGUGACACCCAUUCUUGUACAGCACCCUGCCCCAUGUCUAGCCUCUGGUCCUGUCUGGGGCUGCUGCUAUCAUCUCAGUGUUUAACAAGCACUCUGCUCUCUCCUGGGAAUAACCAAACCUUCUUUCGUCUUCUUGCUCAGAGCACAUCAAAAUGUCAUAGAGUCAGAUCUUCAGAUGUGCAGCAAUACUAUUGUGAAGACUUUGACUUUGCUGUUGCAAAGAAACUUAGGCUUUUAUUGCACUAAUAAUAGAAAUUGUCACAAAGCGACCACUUGCUACUGAGGUCAACAAUUUUCAUUUAACAAAUGACAUACCAAAGCUAAAUGAUUCUCUUUCAGUUAUGUUGUUUUUAAUUGUCAAGGGAAAAUGUGCAAUCCUACACAGAAGUGGAAGACUUUUACUGUAUCCUCAAAGAAUGUAUUUAAAUAGCAUAGCAUUGGAAAACAUGAACAUUGUUAGUAUAAAAGGGAGGCUUCAUUACCUGGUUAAAGUAGUGGGUCUUUCUGUGUGUGUGUGUGUGUGUGUGUGUGUGUGUGUGUGUGUGUGUGUGUGUGUGUGUGUGUGUUAGUGCUGUGUGUGGGUGCUUGAGUGUGUGAUAUAAACCUGACGACCAUCACAGAUGGAAUUAUGGAUACUGAUUGAAGAAACUGUUCACAUUUAGCUACUUCGACAUGAUGCAAAACUACUGUAACGUCUCCCAAACCUGUACACUACAUGCUGCUGUGUGGGUUAUCUGUUACUUAAAACAUCUUACUGUACCUUUUAACUGUGCAGCUUUUAGGCAAUUAGGGUAAAUUAUUUAAUAUUAUUUGCAAUAGAAAAACAUGCAUUUAUCAGAGUAGAUUUAUAGAAAACAAAUAUUUUGUUUCAUCUGUUAAACCUGCCAAGCUUGCAAAAUCCAUGUACUAUAAAGUGUAAUAGUAAUGUUUAUGAGCAAAUACAGAAACUAUUUUAAUUGAAUAAUUGUACAUAGUGCGAUGGGGGCUUUGCUCAGACUCAUAAGAUUGUAUUUUUAUGGACUUACAACAUGAGUUGCAUGUAGAGUGAAAGAGAUAGCUACGUAUUUGUAAAGCUUCUACAAGAAGUAUUGGUGUAGCCUCUCGCCUUGUAAAUACUACUGCCUUUGCAAUGUACUGUACUUUGGUGUUCUGUACACUUGUAACAAUAAAACUAAAACUUA
Molecule: messenger RNA, 10522 nt
Organism: Epinephelus fuscoguttatus (brown-marbled grouper)
Lineage: Eukaryota; Metazoa; Chordata; Actinopteri; Perciformes; Serranidae
Product: protein furry homolog
Exons: 61
Coding region: 158-9325 (3055 amino acids)
Biological process (GO): cell morphogenesis; neuron projection development
Cellular component (GO): cell cortex; site of polarized growth
Source: RefSeq, a predicted model, not a curated record